Xyrichtys novacula (pearly razorfish) is the source of this 3223-nucleotide messenger RNA. NCBI's taxonomy places the organism in Eukaryota, Metazoa, Chordata, Actinopteri, Labriformes, Labridae. The record is from the annotation of a GenBank genome assembly.
GCGGUUACAGCUAUUACUAUGUUUACACUGACAGAGACAACAUGGCGGAGUCUGACGAGCCGAAAAAGGGCCCUUGUACUUUUUUGUUCAAAAAAUCUACAAAGAAGUUUUCCGGGCGAAAGAGAAAAGCAAGUGACAGUGAACAAGGUACUCUUUACUCAUCCUGAUAGCUAAAUAUACUGUGGCGUUCAUAAGAAGAGCAUCUUUUUCCGCUAGAAACUGUGGCUAUGCAAACGAUUAUAGGAUUCUAAACAGGAAUGAGCUCAGAGAAAUGCUUUGUAACUCCGAAGUAGUUCCAACAUUUUAGCAUGGUUAUUGAAACGUACCUUAAAAGGUGAAAACAGAUUAAUGAGAAGACGAGAAUUAAGUGCAGGCUAGAUAGUUUAUAUGACCACUAAACCGUGCUGUGCUGCGUUUGCUGUCCCUCGAAAAUAGGCAAUGCGUUAUUUUUCAACUUUCUAGUCAACCAGGUUUCACCAAGGGCAUAGAGAGACUGUCAUCGAGUUGCAUUUUCUGUUUACUUGUUUUCAAAGUCACUACUUCUCACUGAAGUAUAGUUUGUUGAAACUUUUCUUUUUCCAGAUGGCAACAGUGAUGAAGACCAGAGUUCCGUGGUUAGAAGGCAAAAGAAAGACGGUCCAGUCAACCCCAUGAUUCAAAGGGUACCAAGAUCAGUAUUUAUAGUAUUUAGUAAAUAGUAUUUAUCUAACACCUGGAAAACCUGACCCAGUCUUGUACCUGUUCAGACAAGAAAGGUGGAGAGAGACGCUGUGUCCUCCAGUGAGAGUGAAGAUGACAAAGAAGACCAGAAGAUCACUGUUGCCUACAAAUCCACUCGAUCGGCAGUGAGUUGAAAAUUCUUUAUUUAUGUACAGUGACUGUAACCUUUCCGCAUUCAACAUUUGAUGCCGUUAAACCACAUGCUCUUUGGAAGUAUGUCUCAGUCUUUGUCAUUGUCUCAUUCGUGCCCCAAAUAAGAAACCAGAGGGACCAGAGGACAUGGGUGCAACUGCUACUUAUGAGCUGGACACAGAGAGAGACAAGGAUGCCCAGGCCAUCUUUGAGAGGAGUCAGAAAAUACAAGACGUAUGUACUACAAUGUUGAUAUUCUUUUAAAGCCAUUCUAAACUACUACUAUACUUAGGUACAGUUUUCCUGCCAAAUGAAAAUGAUUAACUCUUUUUUUCCCCUCAAAAGGAGCUGACAGGGAAAGAAGAUGACAAAAUCUACCGCGGCAUCAACAAUUAUCAAAAAUUCAUCAAGCCUAAAGACACAACCAUGGGCAAUGCCUCCUCUGGCAUGGUCAGGUGAGUAACGAAACACUCAACUGGUGCUUUUUUAUGACCCCCCCCCCCCAUACACACACACACACACACACACACACACACACACACACACACACGCUAAUACAUGAUCAUUGGUGUUGAUACUUUUUUCCUAACCUGUUCAACAGAAAAGGUCCAAUCAGAGCUCCUGAGCACCUGAGAGCCACAGUGAGGUGGGACUACCAGCCAGACAUCUGCAAAGAUUACAAGGAAACUGGUUUCUGUGGUUUUGGAGGUGGGUAACUGUGUCAUCUGUGUAAUCACUAAAAGAUUGUAAAGCCUUAACCUCUUAUUUUGAUGUUCUCUCCUGCUUUUUAGAUAGCUGUAAGUUCCUCCAUGACAGAUCAGACUACAAACACGGCUGGCAGAUUGAAAGGGAGCUGGAAGAGGGCAGAUAUGGGGCCAACGGUGAGUUCAGGAAGAAGGUUUAAUGCCAGUUUUAUUUGUAUGCUGCAUCAGCAUUUGAGUAAUGUUGGUGUGUUCUGAUUUUAGAUGAUGAGAACUACGAGGUAAGCAGUGAUGACGAGGAUUUCCCCUUUAAGUGCUUCAUCUGCAGGGAAUCCUUCAAGAAUCCGAUCAUCACAAAGUAAGUUUUGAAAAAGAACUUCAUUCAUCCCUGAAGGGAAGUUCAAUAAGUUUGAAGUUCAAGCUCUAUACAAAGAUAUCCACAAGUUUUUUAUGCACAUAUCUACAAACCGCAGUAUGAUUCUGAGCUUGUAGAAGCUAGAUUAAAAAAAUGCAUCUAAUAGUCUCCCAAAUUUCAGAGAACUGUAGAAAAAUAUUUCAAGAAGCUUUGCACAGAGUCUAGUUUGGCAGUAUUUAUGGUUGAGGAACUGGGUGUCAUGACUGGAGGAGUUUGGAGGGAGCAAAACUACAAAAUUUCUGGUAUUUUUUGAACAGUUAUGGCCACUUGUGGUUGAAAAUCCAGAAUUGAUCUAACUUGCAGCCUUACUGACAUGUUUGUGACCUCUGAAACUCACUCAGAAUUGCCUCAUUGUUUUUCUACUUCAUCUGUCAGAGCCACAGACUCUCAAAAAGAGUCUGAAGCACAAAAAGCAAAGAGAUGAUGUGAAUGCAGAAGUCUUGUUGCUAAAUUAUACUUUUUAACAACUAACCUAUGUUAGUCCAAAAUUUUAAGCAAAGUGUUUUUGUGCUGCUAUCUAGGUUUUAUAUUGCAUUAGGAAUAUAUCUGGUAUAAUAAAGGUUUUCAAUAAGAAUCAGAUUUCUAACUGAAUGGUUGUUAAAUACCGGAUGCAAUAUAUUAACCAGUGAAAUAUUUUCCAGGUGCAGGCACUACUUUUGUGAGGCCUGUGCUCUUCAGCAUUACCGCAAGUCCAAGCGUUGCUAUGUGUGCAAUACUCAAACCAACGGUGUCUUCAACCCUGCGAAAGGUAAGCAGCUCUAAAAAAAAAAAAAAGAAAAGAUGAUGGCAACAGAAGGUUGGAGUAUUUCUGAGGCCUAGUUAAUAUCGAAAGCAGUGUUUUAAUCACAGUCUGCAUCAUGUUCCUCUCGCUCUGUGUGGGGAACAGAAGUUACAUGUGCAGAAAGCUGUAUUUCUCUGGUAUUUUAUCUGUCACUGUAGUGGACUUCCUCACCCCUUACUGGCCCAGCUUCCUUUUUGAAUAUUUGUGGUCACUGUUGUGAAAGCGCUUCAACAAAACUCAUGAUAGAAAAGAUGGAUCUGAUGUGUAUCAUUCAUACAAUUUCAUAUAUUUUUCUGCUUCUGUACUCCAGAACUGAUCGCCAAGAUGGAGAAACGUCAGGCCGCAUUAGACCAACCACCCUCUGAAGAUGAAGAUUAACAUCUGAACCUCUUUAACCUUAACCUUCUGUGUGUUGUCUGUGUAUUUUAUGAAUAAAGAGCUUUUUUUCUAGAUGGCUAACCCUAUCACUGUGUG